UGCAACACUACCUACCACCGUUCGUCCUUCUUCUUUCUUUCUUUCUCUAGCCACCUUACACCUAUUCUUUUAAAUUAACUGCACCAUAUGCAUAUAUCAUAUCACAUGCCACAUUCAUUCAUCUCAUCAAAUAACACUAACAUACUUAGCAACAUAUAAAUAAAAUCAAACCGCACAAAGACGAGGCACUAAGUGUCACCCCUCCCAUCCAAAAGCCAAAAGGCAUAGAGAAUCGUGUUAAAUGGGAAUCCUAUUCCCACUGUCCCAAUCCUCACAACGUUAUCUGCUUGUAACUUUGGCCAUGCCAUGCCCCCCCUUCUUCAAAUUCAUCACACACACCACAUGAACUUGUUCUAAGCCAUGCCCCCUUGCUUAAGCCUCUAUUUUUUCAUCAACCCUUUUUCACUUUUCUAGCUAUAUCUCCCCAAAUGGCUGCUUGUGCUUUGUUCACCACCAACAACAACGCUGCAAGUUCCACUAGUACUACUCCUUUGACCAGUGCUUCUAACUCGAGCAACAUGAGCAACGAUGAACAACAACACAACCUACAUGCCAUGCCACACCCUACUACCACUCAUUGUGAGAGAAAAAUGGUCAGAAAAAGAAUGGCUUCUGAGAUGGAUGUUAACGUUCAUGUUCACGCCACUCCUCCACACAACAACAACUCUUCUUCCACGAGUGAUUAUCCUAGGUUUCCUCGUAGAAGCAGCUCCAACAUGAACAUGUUAGAAAAAGGGGCCACCACCUCAGCAGCAACAACAACGAUAGCCGCAGGUACUUCUAGUAGUAAUAAUAAUAAUAAUAAUAAUAACUAUUAUAAUAAUAAUAACAAUAGUAAUAAUAAUAGUAACAUUUCGUCAAGAGAUAACGUUGCUAUUCCAAAUUACCCCACUGUGACCGUCACUACCAACUACUCCACUAUGUUGCUACCUUCUUCCACCACCAUCAAUUCCUCUGGUGUGCCUCCAAACUACAGCCACCAACACCACCAUUUCCAAGGACUCGUUGAAAGCCAAAGCCACGACCAGCAAAACCCUCUCCCUGCAGUGUGUGGAUUCUCAGGGUUACCACUCUUUCCUUCUCAAAGCACAAGAAAACGUGAGAACAGCAACAACAACAGCAACAUAAGAAACAGUGGUGGUAAUAUUGUUGACGUGGUGGCUUCUUCUUCUUCUUCUCCUUCCAUGGAUGACACUUCAGCAGCGACAAGUGGUUGGAUCGAUGGUAUAUUGAAGGAUCUCAUUCACAGUUCCAACAGUGUUUCAAUCCCUCAACUUAUCAGCAACGUGAGGGAGAUUAUAUACCCUUGCAAUCCCAACCUCGCUAUGGUUCUUGAAUACAGGUUGCGUCUUCUUCUCACUGAUUCCACCCCGCAAAACAAAAGAGGUGGCGCAGAAGGGGUUUCUCUUCCUCCUCCUGUGUCCUCAGCCAAGCUCAUGAACCGUGUUGAUGGCAUUGUUCCUAAUUUACACUUCACAGAUGCUUCAGGUGGUGCUGUGGUUGUGAAUCAGCACAUGUUGUCCAAUUGGGGUGUGCCUCCAAUCACUCACCAUGAUAACAACAACAAUAACACCACCAACACCACCAACAACAACGCUUCAGUUUCUUUGGUUACUUUGCCUUCACCACCACCCCAUUAUUCACCACCACAAGAGAAGCAGCCUCAAGAGGAAGAUCUAGGAGCAACCAGCACUGCUGAGGUGGCACUGACAAGAAAAAAGAAAGAGGAGUUGCGGGAACAGAAGAAGAAAGAUGAAGAGGGUUUGCAUCUCCUCACUUUGCUGCUUCAGUGUGCCGAAGCGGUUUCAGCUGAGAAUCUAGAAGAUGCCAACAAGAUGUUGCUGGAGAUUUCUCAAUUGUCAACACCUUUUGGCACUUCAGCACAGCGCGUGGCGGCUUAUUUCUCAGAAGCCAUAUCAGCAAGGUUGGUGAGUUCAUGUUUGGGGAUAUACGCCACUUUGCCUCACACCCAUCAAAGCCACAAGGUGGCAUCAGCUUUCCAAGUUUUCAAUGGUAUUAGUCCUUUUGUCAAAUUCUCACACUUCACCGCAAACCAAGCCAUCCAAGAAGCUUUUGAAAGGGAAGAGAGGGUGCACAUCAUAGAUCUGGAUAUAAUGCAAGGGUUGCAGUGGCCAGGUUUGUUUCACAUUCUAGCUUCAAGACCUGGUGGAGCCCCUUAUGUGAGGCUCACGGGGCUUGGUACCUCCAUGGAAGCACUUGAAGCCACGGGUAAGCGUUUGUCUGAUUUUGCAAAUAAACUUGGCCUUCCCUUUGAGUUCUUCCCCGUGGCUGAGAAAGUUGGGAACCUUGACCCUGAGAGGCUCAAUGUUAGCAAAACCGAAGCCGUCGCUGUUCACUGGUUGCAACAUUCCCUCUAUGAUGUCACUGGCUCAGACACCAACACUUUAUGGCUAUUGCAGAGGCUGGCACCUAAAGUGGUGACAGUGGUGGAACAAGACCUUAGCAACACUGGUUCAUUCUUGAGGAGGUUUGUGGAAGCCAUACACUACUACUCAGCAUUAUUUGACUCUCUUGGUUCAAGCUAUGGUGAGGAGAGUGAGGAGAGACAUGUGGUGGAACAACAACUAUUGUCUAGGGAGAUUCGGAAUGUGCUAGCUGUUGGGGGGCCAUCAAGGACUGGAGAGCCAAAGUUUCACAACUGGAGGGAAAAGCUUCAGCAGUGUGGCUUUAGAGGUAUAUCUCUAGCUGGUAAUGCUGCCACACAAGCUAGUCUACUCCUUGGUAUGUUUCCCUCUGAGGGAUACACCUUGGUGGAGGACAAUGGCAUCCUUAAACUUGGUUGGAAGGACCUUUGCUUGCUCACUGCUUCAGCUUGGAGACCUCCCUUCCAUAGUGGCACUGCCAUUACACAUCACAACUAGCUAGGCUUUUGCGUUGGCCUUGUCAUCAUCAUCAUCAUCACAUUCUGAUCCUAUGUAGCAUCCAUCGUCCCUCUUUGUUUAGAGAGAGAUUGUUCGGUGAUUCCAAAGCAUGUGAUUUUUCUUGCCUAAUGUGUACCACUUCAACAGUAACAUAAAAAGAAAAAGAAAAAUAGUUAAAAUAGGAAACAGUGAUGAUGACCAAAUGGUUGAAGGGGUGCCCACUUAAGAUAUAACGCAAGAAAGUUCUCUUGCUCGGGGAGCACUUGAGAGUUUUUCUAAUAGUAUUUUAUUCAGAGAACUUAUAAGGAUGUUACUUUUAUAUUCAGAGAGUUGGAUAAUAGUUGCUGGAUUUCUCAUUCUCGCUAAAUGUUUAGAUCGGUUACAAGUAUUACCUGCAGUUUAUUACUACUGUCUAGUGGAAUUUUUUGUUACCUCAAAUUAAUAUGACCAUUGUUGGUUGUUCAGUUUGGUUUGGAACAGUGGCUUGAAUGGCUUCUCAACCGCGUGAUAUUAGCACAAAGGAAAAGCAUAUUCUAAAUUUGGAAUUUGGAUACCUUCA
Messenger RNA from Cajanus cajan (pigeon pea), 3441 nucleotides. Lineage: Eukaryota; Viridiplantae; Streptophyta; Magnoliopsida; Fabales; Fabaceae. The record is from RefSeq and is a predicted model, not a curated record.